This is a messenger RNA of Oxyura jamaicensis (ruddy duck), 978 nucleotides long. Its product is annotated as lymphocyte antigen 6E-like. The record is from RefSeq and is a predicted model, not a curated record. The transcript has 3 exons. The coding region runs from base 176 to 556 and encodes 126 amino acids. Gene Ontology annotation, molecular function: acetylcholine receptor inhibitor activity. NCBI's taxonomy places the organism in Eukaryota, Metazoa, Chordata, Aves, Anseriformes, Anatidae.
UUUAGAUUUCCAACAUAUUUCCCCACACAAGCACUGACACGUCCCUCCCAAUCAUUCAUCAUCUGACACUACAACCCCAUAGUUAUUAUCCCGGCAUCAAAGCAAACACUGCAGAGGUAUAAAAAGUGCCCUGCGUGAAUCCUGCUUGCUCUGGAGGCUGCGAGACCUGCAGAGGAUGAAGCCUUCUCUUCUCGUCGUGCUCGCCGUAGCUCUGUGCGCGGAGAGGGCUUUCUCCCUGACGUGUUUCACGUGCAAAGAUGCAUCGUCCAACCUACAUUGCCUGAGUACAACCACGUGCUCUGACCAUGAGAAGUACUGCCUCACCACAUAUUCCACCACAGGACUCGGCAAUGACCGCAAACAGCACAUCACCAAGAAAUGCUCUGCAUUUUGCCCAUCUAUUGACGUGAAUAUUGGCAUUGCCGGCGUUGCCACCAGCUGCUGCGAGACUUCCCUGUGCAACAUCAGCGGGGCCAGCAGCGUGAAAACCAGUUACACCAUGAUAGCUGUGGGCGUCUUGGCCAGCCUCGCCUGCAUCCUCCGGCUGGGUUUUUAAACGGGCUGGGGGGAAAAGAGCGGCCUGGCCUUGCAUUGCCAGGGCUCCAGAUCUUGUCUGUACAGAAGUUUCUUUUGGGGUCAAUGCUGCCCUGCCCUGUUUCUCCUACCCGGCGUGUCACAUCCCAUUGGCAAAUAUUUUUGCUCUUUCCGUGCUCUGAUGAGCAAGCACAAGAGUAUGGCCCUACCUCAAAAUGUUUUUUUGGAAGAGAAAGAGAUGGGAAUACCAUUUAGGCACCAUCUCUCCUACUACAAAACUUCAUAACUCCAUACAUGUUUCCCCCUUCAUUUUGGCCUUCCCAUCCUCCUGUCCCAUUUUUCCCUUUAUACCAUUUUCUGCCCUGCAUCAUUUUGCUGAGGAAGCCUUUGAUAUUAUAGUUGUUAAGCAGAAGCUGGGCACAAUAAAGUGUUAUUUUAGACUAU